Molecule: messenger RNA, 3201 nt
Organism: Lontra canadensis (Northern American river otter)
Lineage: Eukaryota; Metazoa; Chordata; Mammalia; Carnivora; Mustelidae
Product: ATP-dependent RNA helicase DDX19A
Exons: 12
Coding region: 106-1542 (478 amino acids)
Biological process (GO): poly(A)+ mRNA export from nucleus
Cellular component (GO): cytoplasmic stress granule; nucleus
Molecular function (GO): ATP binding; RNA helicase activity; RNA binding
Source: RefSeq, a predicted model, not a curated record
CCGGUCCUCGUGGGGGUGGUUCUCGCAGAGACAGCGGACUCAGGACUGGUGUUGGCGCGCGUGCGGUGAAUUCUUUAGCGAGUCGACCUCACUUCCCGCCGGAUCAUGGCCACCGACUCGUGGGCCCUGGCAGUGGACGAGCAGGAAGCGGCUGUCAAGUCGAUGAGUAAUUUGCAAAUCAAGGAAGAAAAAGUCAAACCAGAUACCAAUGGUGUUAUUAAAACCAGUGCCACUGCAGAGAAAACAGAAGAAGAAGAGAAAGAGGACAGAGCUGCCCAGUCCUUACUCAACAAGCUGAUCCGAAGCAACCUGGUGGAUAACACAAACCAGGUGGAAGUCCUGCAGCGGGACCCGAACUCCCCGCUCUACUCUGUGAAGUCCUUUGAGGAGCUUCGGCUGAAACCACAACUUCUCCAGGGAGUCUAUGCCAUGGGCUUCAAUCGACCAUCCAAGAUACAAGAGAACGCAUUACCCAUGAUGCUUGCUGAGCCCCCGCAGAACCUGAUUGCCCAGUCUCAGUCAGGUACUGGUAAAACAGCUGCCUUCGUCCUGGCCAUGCUCAGCCGAGUGGAACCCGCUGAGAAAUACCCCCAGUGUUUGUGCCUCUCCCCAACAUACGAGCUGGCGCUUCAAACGGGAAAAGUGAUUGAGCAGAUGGGCAAAUUUCAUCCAGAACUCAAGCUUGCUUAUGCUGUUCGAGGCAAUAAAUUGGAAAGAGGUCAGAAGAUCAGUGAGCACAUUGUCAUUGGCACCCCUGGGACUGUUCUGGACUGGUGCGCCAAGCUCAAGUUCAUUGACCCCAAGAAGAUCAAGGUGUUUGUUCUGGAUGAGGCCGACGUGAUGAUAGCUACUCAGGGCCACCAAGAUCAGAGCAUCCGCAUCCAGAGGAUGCUGCCCAGGAACUGCCAGAUGCUGCUUUUCUCUGCCACCUUCGAAGACUCUGUCUGGAAGUUUGCCCAGAAAGUGGUCCCAGACCCAAACAUUAUCAAGUUGAAGCGCGAGGAGGAGACACUGGACACCAUCAAGCAGUAUUACGUGCUGUGCAAUAACAGAGAUGAGAAGUUCCAGGCCUUGUGUAACCUGUAUGGGGCCAUCACCAUCGCUCAGGCCAUGAUCUUCUGCCAUACCCGCAAAACAGCGAGCUGGCUGGCAGCAGAGCUCUCCAAAGAAGGCCACCAGGUGGCGCUGCUGAGUGGCGAAAUGAUGGUGGAGCAGAGGGCUGCGGUGAUCGAGCGCUUCCGAGAGGGCAAAGAGAAGGUGCUGGUGACCACCAACGUGUGUGCCCGCGGUAUUGACGUCGAACAGGUUUCUGUCGUCAUCAACUUUGACCUCCCCGUGGACAAGGACGGGAACCCGGACAACGAGACCUACCUGCACCGGAUCGGGCGCACAGGCCGCUUUGGCAAGAGGGGCCUGGCAGUGAACAUGGUUGACAGCAAGCACAGCAUGAACAUCCUCAACAGAAUCCAGGAGCAUUUUAAUAAGAAAAUAGAAAGACUGGACACGGAUGAUUUGGACGAGAUUGAGAAAAUAGCCAACUGAGACGCUCCACCAGUCACCAGUGCCCACCCCUGGCACUCCGCCUGCAUGGGAGACCAGUGCUUUCAUGGCACAGGCCUCGACAGUCACCACAAAGACAAAGACAGAGGAGAGAGAAACUACCUACCUCAUUUUAAAUUACGUUUGGACUCGACAAAAAUUGUGCAAAUGAUGGGGGAAGGUAGAAAGGAAAAUUUUGCAUUUUGGAAAAAGUAGUCCUCCCCCUGCCCCUCCCCACUUUUAAGCCAUGGUUUUUCCCUAUCUUUAUAAUAAUCUGGUCGCUAUGGAUAAUCGCGGAGCCUAGGAAUCCCUGCUUAUUUUGUCGGUGGGGAGAUAGGACCCGUCUCCUGCCCCUGCAGAAAUGGUAGAUGUAGAGUGCGAGAGAGACCUCAGCACAGGUGUGCGGGCCCCGCUGCACGGAUGGAGUGUCGGGAGCAGCAACGGAGAGACCGUGAGCUUCCCCCCUUCUCAGUCCCUUCCUGGAGACCUGCUGCCAAUGUCUCCUGCCCUUGGGGCCAUCUUCCUUCUAAAUGCAGUGACGUUUCAGCUGAUCCCUUUUACCUCUGUUCCCUGUGCCAGAGGACGUCCUUUUCUCUUUGGGUGAGCAUCUUGGGUACUUUUGUAAAUCUCCCAAUUUGGAGAGAAACACAGAAGUCAGUGAAUCUUCAGAAGGAUUGGUCUGGCAAGGGUAGAUGAACCCUUUCAGAAUCUAGGCCUUCCUUUUCCUGCUGUUGCUGUGUCUGCUCAGACACUGGUAAUCAGUCAUGGCACCCAAGAGACACCAGGUGAGUUUCUGACACACACCUGGCCAAGUGAGUCGGGUCUUAUCCACGGGGUGUCACACUGUGCCUGGAGGUGAGCAGCAGCGUUUGGAAAGGAAGUUAGGACCAAGUGGAAACUCUGAUAGUGCUCUCUAUCUGUAAUAGUGGACCUGUUGGCUACUUUAACUCAGAGGUCAUCUAUAUGCAUAAGGACAGAUAAAUUCGAGCUAUACCCAUCAUUCAUUAUGUUCAGAAAUUUUAAGGUAAUUAUGAAAGGCUUUACUAAUCAUGAUUCAUUUUUAUUUGUAUUUUUCUGCUAAUUAGACUAAUAUAUGCUCAUUAAAAAAGGUGUGUGUGUGUGUGUAUGUGUAUAUACAUACAUAAGGAGCAGGUGCUGUCUCUCCCCACCUCUCUGGAAUCACCAUUGCUGGCAUUUUGAUGAACAUUCGAUAAUAUUUCCUUCUGUUUACAUAUCGACGUUUUUACAAAAAUGUGAACAUCCUACUCAGGCUCUAGUGCACCGCGCCUUUUCACUCAGUAGCGUUAUCUUGGACAUGUGUCAUGUCCAGCACACAGGCAUAUGCAUUGCGUUCUUGGCUUCUCUAGUGACAGGCGCGGGAGGUGGCCACGGUGCCACGGCCCGCAGCCUCACUCACCUCUGCCCUGUGAAAGUCGCUGUAGGAUCUGUUCCUAGAAGUCCCGGUGCUGGGUCAGAGAGUGGAGACUUAAGGACGAUUUUAAUCCAUUCCCAAUUUACCCUACCAGAAAGUUUUUACCAAUUUACAUUAUUGUAGUGAUAACAAAAGUACCUAUUUUCUUUCCUGCUGGCCAAUCCUAUUGUCAAUUUUUACAAAUUUGCCAGUUCGAGUAGCAAAAAUAAAUGACAUCAUUGCAUUCUGUA